Molecule: messenger RNA, 4012 nt
Organism: Pelobates fuscus (common spadefoot toad)
Lineage: Eukaryota; Metazoa; Chordata; Amphibia; Anura; Pelobatidae
Gene: LRRC66
Product: leucine rich repeat containing 66
Exons: 5
Coding region: 535-3837 (1100 amino acids)
Molecular function (GO): protein binding
Source: RefSeq, a predicted model, not a curated record
GGACACAUUCCUCGUCACAAUUCUACAGCAUACCUGCUACCUUUACCCAAAACCUGGCAGUCUUUAGAAAUUCAAUAAACACUGCAAAAUACAAACUGACAAAUAACAAAAAACAGGUUUGUAAGAAUUGUCAGCGCAUAUCUUAACUGAAUGGUUCAUUUGACAAUCACAUGCACUUUCAGACUGAAAGUACCAAGUGGUUUAUUAGCUGAAACUAUGUCAUUGAUUGCAUAUUCACGGUAUAUCCUGUUGUAAUUAUGACUGUAGACUUUGAUCAGUAAUAAAGUGGUGGGGAGUGGAUCCUGGGACUAAAGGUGAUUGUAGUCUUUACCAACUAUAUAUUAUUAUACACAUCCAGAGCGGAAAGCACAACCAUACUAUUUUGCUCUUCCAAAGGGGUUUCCCUUACUCCACUAAACAAAAAUAUGGACAGAACAAAAUAUCUAAAGUGUAAACUGGAUGUCUCCAGAUGAAUCACUGUUUGGGAUGGUUCGGAACUAAGAGUACUAAGCUGAAUGACUGAACUGCAUAUGAAUGGUUUUAGAAACUAAAGGUACGAUGGUGUUUGUUGGUCUUAUUGCUCUGGUUUCCAGCCUUGUUGUUGUUGGAUCUACAGAAGUCCAGGGAGCACGGUCCAUGUAUCCUUUUUCGAAAUGUCAGUGGGAUAAAGGAUACUCAAUGAUUUGCUCAUUCACUGGCAUGACAGCCUUGCCCUUGUUUGACCCAGGACAAAAUCCUAGGAGCAAGCCUUACUGGUUCAGCUCAGUAGAUCUGUGGAGGGCAAUGAAGCAUAUAGAUCUGAGUAACAAUGUGAUACAAACAUUCAACGUAAGAACAUUCUAUAACUUCAUUGGCUUGGAAACAUUAAAUUUAAGCACAAAUCAUAUCUACAGGGUUUCACUUUACAUGUACGGAAGGGAUCGUAAACAAGAUGUAAAAAACGUGAUUCUGCCGGCAUUGAAAACCCUACUGCUUGAUAGAAACAGAUUAAACGCUCUUCCAGAAGGACUUGGAAAUCUGAAAUCUCUGCAAACCCUGCAAGUAUCAUUCAACAGCAUUACUCGCAUCAACCAGGAUGAUUUUGCAAACUGCACUGAGUUAAAGACAAUAGAUUUGAGAGGAAAUAGGAUCUUUGAGAUACAUCCAGAUGCAUUCCGAGACACCAUAAAACUCAAGGUUCUGAGCCUAAGAAGCAAUGCACUCAUUUCAUUUUCACCAAUGGUUUUCAUGUAUUCCCAUAUGCUGCCUGUAGAUGUUGAUAUAUCUGAUAAUCCAUGGACAUGUGACUGUAGAUUGUGGGAUUUAAGAAAUGUUCUCAGCUUCCUGUCUGCUUAUAUGAACAAGGAGUGGAAUGUUACUUGCAGGGCUCCUAUUUAUGCUGUUGGACAACCCCUGCUUAGUAUCAAAGCUCUCCAUUCCGCCUGCGCGAUGUCUUUGGAUUCUACCAAUGCAACAAAAAUAAAUGUUACAGCAGGAAAACAGAUUGUUCUAACUUGUGACAUAAGCAACGCAUCUGGUAAUCAAAACACAUUUUGGUGGACUCCCCGAGGAUUAGUUUUUGCAAAACAUAAAGAUUCCAAUAAUUUCAUUGACAAGAUGAAAAACUUGGUUCUCACAAUAUCCAGUAGCAAUGAUGAAGGAUUAUACCUCUGUGUUUCUUACCUUAUGCAGAAAAGAAAAGUGUACAAAGUAUAUGUUCAUAAAGAAGAUUCAACUACACUUCGAAGGAGCCCCAGAGAUGUCCGAGCAGAAGUUACCCAAGGCAAGACACAACAAGAGUUCACCCUAGCAGUCUGCCUUUCCGUCAUCAUUUCAUUCAUUUGUGCAUUUUGCCUUGGCGUGUUUGUUAGGCCAUUUCUUGAGAAGCUUUGGAAAAAACGCUGCAAAUUUAAAAAAAGCAAAAAACAAAACUCAGAAGCCACCUAUGAGAAUGAAGGAUUUACAGAGGAACCCUCAGUAGAUGGGGCUUUUAGAAAUGUAUCAAUGAAUAAUAAAUGCAUAUUGAGAGACAAGUCUGAAGCAGACUCCUCUUCUGGAAGUUGUAUCAUUAUCCACGAAGGACAAAAAGGGGGUACUUUAAUAGAAAAUACCAAGAUGACUAAUCAUUGUGAAUAUUCCAACCCUAGUGAGCAUAAUUCAGUUGUGAAAAAAGAUGUAGAAAGUGAAACUGAAUGUCAUAUACAAACUCCUUCCCCUAGCAUUGUUGAUGCAAAGUUCCAGAGACGCGGGACGUAUAAAAUAAUGGAAAACAAAGGUGAAAGUUCAGAUAAGGCUAUUCCAGCCAAUAAUAACUUCCCUGAAGUCAAGCAUGUUGUAUCCUGCGAAAUUGAUGAAAAUCUACAUGGGAAUGACAUUCCUCAAAUAAGUCAGAAACAUCAUCAGUCAGAGACAAUUUUAAAAUAUCCUGACACAACUGGUGUAAAUAAUGGAGAAGGUGUAACUUCUGAAAUAUUGAGAAGCCCUAAGCAUAGACAGCUCUUCCUAGCUGGAAAUCAACAUUUUCCACUGAAUCCAGAGGUCAGAGGAGAUGAACAAGACCACACAGCUUCCAAUCUGUCCAAUGGUAUGGAUAACCUGUUACAUUCCAGAAAUUCAGAUUCUGAGCAAAACAGACAUUUACAUUCUUCGGAUAUGCACAACCAGCAUGCUAACAGCAGUUCUUCGGAUGAUGGAUCCAUCUUCAGUUUCAGCCUUUCCAAUUCUUUGUCAGAUACCUCUGAGUUUAUUGACAUAAAUAGUGAGGAUGAAGUGCGUGACACUCAGCCACAUAUCAAUGAUUUGGGAGAAGAACUGAAUGUAAAGUCAUCACAGUCCCCUUGUGAAUAUACCAGUAUGAGUGCUAGUGAUCUCAGCACGUCUAGAGUUUCAAAGAAAAAUACAGCUUCUCCAGCUCAAAUUGAGAAUACUGAUUUUGUUGUGAACGAAGGCCCAACUAAUGAGGGUAUUGCCCCCAUAUCCCAAUCAAGUCAGGGCAAUGAAAACAACUUCUUCAAAUGGGACUCGCAGGACAGUGCAUCUAAUAAAUUUCAUGAAAACAACAAAAAACGUCCUUUGGAGACAGCUGAGCCUAGGGCAACAAACUCUCAAAUGUAUAUCACAAGAUCAGGAGGAAUCAGUAAUGACAAAACAACCGUUAAUCACAGUCCAUUUUUAAUUUUACAGAAGCAGUCAGAGACAACAAACAUGGAUCAAUGCACAAGUGGUACAUCACUCAGUAUCUCUGAUAAAAGUGAGAAUGCCAAUGACAUCAUUGAUGUUGCUAGGACACAGCAAUGUAUGCAAACCCAACAUUCUGACAUUACAGCUGCUGCUAAUGAUCCAUAUAAAAGAGAAGCUGUGCUACAUUGGUUGAAAACUUCUACAAGUGACUAUGUUGCAGCCCAAGCAACAAAUCUUGGAGAUCUGACAUCUGAGGAUGAGGGUUCUUUGGAAUUUAACUCACAAGAGAACAAGAGAAGGGCUUCCCUAGAUCGAAUUUCACAAGUGAGCAAGGAGGACAACUUAAUGGGUCUUGCCCCAGAGGAAAUGAAGGAUUUUAAUUCCUAUGAAAGGAAACCAACACAAAAAUCUUCUGACAUGGAUGAUCACCUAAGUGGGCUUGACAAAUUCUAUAAAAAACAUGAAUAUAGUGAACAUGAUUUUAAUGAAAUUAAUGCAAACACACCUGUUAUAGGUUUGGACACAAACGUUAACGGAGGGACCACAUCUCUUCCUCUUAGCAUGAACAUGUGGCCUUCUUCUAAAGUGUCAAGAAGUCCUGGGGGUUACUUUAUAAAAAGGAAAAAAGUUUUUGAUGCUUUUUCUGCAUCCAUGAAGAAUGGACAGAAUAUAAAUUAACAGGUAUCCAAUAAAAAUAAAUACAUUUAAAAAAACAGAAACGUAAGGGUUAAAUAUUAGCACAAACAAAUAUGUGUGAAUGUACCUAGAAACAGAUGCAGAAAUGUGAUGCAUUUAUAGUACAUGUAUGAUAUUUUAUAUAACAGUGUAAUACAUGGUCAAGAAAACAAAAAAA